AUGCUGCAGAUUGAUCGAAGCAUUCACUGAUAACUUUAAUAACAGGAAAUUAUCACAAAACAUGCAAGAAGAUUGUAGAUCGGAUUAUGGCAUUUCAAUUUACCGUCGGUGAAAUUAUCUUCUUGAUACAUCUUUUUGGAAAAAGAUUGUAAAUCGGAUUAUGUCUCAAUAAUUCCUGUACAGUUUACGGUUGGUAGUAUUUAAGCAUAUUUGGAUGAUCGAAGAUUCUUUAAUGUGGUAUCUAGAUACACCUUUGCUAAUCAAUCUGUAUAAUCACUCUCGUCGAUUAGCUGCGAAUCCGGCACCUCCUAUUUCAAAAUUAAUAUCAUUAGCCAUGACGCAAACCUGAUCGGAAUAAGUUGCCCAUCUUUAAUUUACCCGGGAUAAUCGUCAUAAAUUAAACCAUAUUUCUGCUGAAGUUGGAUAUACAGCAUAUAUAAUUAUAAUGGUGUCGAUACUGGAUAUCGCAAUCACAUUGCUCUUUCUGAUCUUGGGGCAAUUUGUAUAUGACAUAUACAAGCGCAAAAGACUACAAUUUCCACCAGGACCGAUUGGUUUACCAAUCAUCGGAAGCUUAGCUUCGUUCGGCAGUUAUCCCCAUCUCGUCUUUGAUUAUUGGAGAAAAAAGUAUGCAUCGGAUACUAUCUGUUACCGGCUUGGCUUCCGGAAUAUAGUUGUUUUGCACAAUUUUGAUACUAUAAAAAAAACGUUAAAUGAUGAUGCUUCAACUGGACGGGAACAUAUCACGUUUGGCACAACCGACUUACAGACAAACAAUGGCAUUCGUUACGGAUUGUUAGCAAGCGAAGGAGAACUGUGGCAAGAACAUCGGCGCUUUGCGAUGUCAACCUUGAAGCACUUUGGCAUGGGAAAGACAUGGCUGGAAGAUGCCAUCAUUGCUGAGACGGAUGACCUUUGUAAACUAUUCCAUAAGCAUCAAGGGCGACCUUUGAACCCAGCCGAGCCUAUUUACCAUUGUGUUUCUAAUAUGAUGUGCAGUUUAGCUUUUGGGAAGCGGUUUGAUUAUAGCGACAAAAAUUUUACCAAUUUGGCCGUAUCCAUCGCAGAUCAAGUUGUGCAGACAACGGACGAUCUAUUAUUUUCCAUGUGCCCGUAUUUGAAAUACAUUCCGGGACGCUUUCGCAAUCGCUAUAAAAAGGGACAAGAAAAUUAUAAGCGUGUGGUAGCUUUUACACAGGAUAUUGCCAAAGAGCAUAAUAAAAGCGUGGCGGAAGACGAGGCACAUGAUUACAUCGAUGCAUUUACCGCAAAAGCCAAUUCCUCGCAAAAUGGCAGCAAAGGAUUUUAUAACGAAAAGCAGCUGGAAGUCAUGCUGUAUGACCUUUUUGCUGCCGGUACGGAAACAACGUCAACAACAAAUUUAUGGUGCUUAGUGUUUAUGUUGGAGUAUCCGGAUAUUAUGGCAAAGGUGCAGGAGGAAAUUGAUCAUCAUGUGGGCAACCAACGUCCUGUGCGCUUUAGUGAUAAAGCUGUGCUGCCGUUUACGGAAGCGACUGUCUUGGAGAUGCAGCGUCUCGCCUCUAUUGCACCAUUUGGGAUACCACACGUAACGCAAAAGGAUAUGUAUAUUGAUGGCUAUUUUGUACCAGAAAAUUCCAUACUUUUGCCAAAUUUGUAUUCCGUUCAACGUGAUCCGAAAUACUGGGAUAAGCCGGAUACCUUUGAUCCAACCCGAUUUCUCAGCCAAAACGGCACAGUCGACAAACCGGAAACGUUUAGUGUUUUUGGAAUAGGAAAGCGUGCGUGUAUGGGAGAAUUACUGGCUAGAAUGGAGGUGUUUAUCAUCAUAGCGAACAUCGUCCAACGGUUUAAUCUCACCUUGCCGCCCGGAUGCACUAUAUCUCACAAGGAUUACAUGGUUUCAAUUGUUCUUCAUCCCAAACCGUUUGAUGUCAUCUUCACUCCUAGAACGGAAUAUUCCGAUAUGUUAAACAAAUCCGAUUAUCAGUGUUUAUAACUUCGCUGUACUUUGAGUCUAAUGGUCAUACUAACUAUUCCUCGCCAUCUUGAUCAGGAUUUUAAAUAGUACGAGUAUGCUGUACGUAUACUCGUACUAAAUUUUAGUUCUUACAGUUUCAGUAUGCGUCUCACACUCUGGAGAAAAAAGUGUUCAUCAUGAUGCUGCAUUCUUUAGUUUUACUGAAGCGCGUAAAUGAUCUAAACAAAGGAACGGUGCA
Molecule: messenger RNA, 2198 nt
Organism: Paramacrobiotus metropolitanus
Lineage: Eukaryota; Metazoa; Tardigrada; Eutardigrada; Parachela; Macrobiotidae
Product: cytochrome P450 2J6-like
Exons: 6
Coding region: 446-1978 (510 amino acids)
Biological process (GO): xenobiotic metabolic process
Cellular component (GO): intracellular membrane-bounded organelle; cytoplasm
Molecular function (GO): oxidoreductase activity, acting on paired donors, with incorporation or reduction of molecular oxygen, reduced flavin or flavoprotein as one donor, and incorporation of one atom of oxygen; iron ion binding; heme binding
Source: RefSeq, a predicted model, not a curated record